This is a messenger RNA of Ostreobium quekettii, 1743 nucleotides long. NCBI's taxonomy places the organism in Eukaryota, Viridiplantae, Chlorophyta, Ulvophyceae, Bryopsidales, Ostreobiaceae. The record is from the annotation of a GenBank genome assembly.
AUGCGCCCGCUCGUCCAGGCGGAGCCCCCGAGACAAGCUCAGAGCGACCGGCCCUCCGCCAGCCCCGCCUACAGGCCCUCCGUCGAGGAUGGCGCCCCAGAGUCCUCCCUGGCGGCCACGAUCGACGAGAUGUUCGAUCGCAGCGUGGCGGCCUGCGGCGGCCAGCCCAUGCUGGGCUUGCGCGCCGGCCCCGCCAGCGCCCCCGGCGGCUACGCCUUCUCCACGUACUCCGAAGUCUCCCUCCGGGUGUCCGCCUUUGCCCGGGCCUUGAAUGGCAUUCAGGGUUCAGGCCUCCCGGUGGCCAUCUACGGGCAGAACUCCCCAGAGUGGAUGGUGGCCUUUCUGGCGUGCGCGCGGGCCGGGCGCGUGGUGGUGCCCAUCAACGACUCUCUAGGGGCUCGGCAGGCCGAGUACGUGCUGCGACAUUGCGAGGCGGGCGCCAUGGUGGUGUCGUCGGGGCACCUGGCGCGCGCCCUGUCCCUGGCGUCGCGCGUGAAAUCUGUUCGGACGAUCGUGCAUUGGUCCGCGCCCGCCGGGGCGCCCUACCCUCUGCCGCCGGGCGUCUCAGAGGCCACCUCGGCCGGCGUGGAGGUCGUCUCGUUGGAGGCCCUGUGUCGGGGCGGGGCUGAUGCCCCCGGGCCAAGCCUAGGGCCGCGCCCCAGCCCCGAUGACGUGCUGGCCGUAAUGUACACCAGCGGGACUACGGGGGCCCAGAAGGGCGUCAUGUUGACUCAUCGGGCCGUCAUGAGCACCAUGGCCGGGAUCGAGGACAUCUGCCGACUGGCGGGCACCGACAUGGGCCCCGGGGACUCCAUCCUGUCGUACCUGCCGCUGGCGCACAUCCUGGAGUUGGAGACGGAGCUGUUUUUCGUGUUCGUGGGCGGGGCGAUUGGGUACUGGCGAGGCGACCCCGGCGGACUGCUGGAGGAUGUGCAGGCCUUGAGGCCCACCAUGUUCCUAGGCGUCCCCCACAUCUUCGACAGGAUGGUAGCCAGGCUCAAGUCCCGGGUGGCGCACCUGGACUUCCCAAGGCGGUCGGCCUUCGGCGUGGGAUACCGCUGGAAGCUGGCGCUGCUGAGGAGGCAGCGCAGGGGCGUCUUUGGGAAGGCCGUCGUGGGCACCCUCAACCUGCUGCUGUUCAGGAAGGCAUGCAGAAAGAUGCUGGGGGGCAGGACAAAGCUAGUCCUCUCUGGUGGGGCACCCCUGUCCUCCAGCUCGGAGGAAUUCCUGCGGGUGGGUGUAUGCUGCCCGAUUGUGCAGGGCUAUGGCCUCACCGAGACUUGCGGGGGGGUGUUUGCAUCCAUGCCGCACAGGUUCGAGAUGUUUGGCACUGUGGGCGUCCCAUUGCGCUCAACAACUUUUAGGUUGGAGUCGGUGCCGGAGCUGGGCUACGAUGCACUGGCGGACCCCCCCUGUGGCGAGCUCCUCAUCAAGAGCCCUCAGCUGUUUUCAGGUUAUUACAAGGCUCCUGACGCCAGCAACGUCGACAAGGACGGAUGGCUUCACACAGGGGACAUCGCCCAGCUGGAGGAUGGGUACAUCAGAAUAAUGGAUCGAAGGCACAACUUUACACUCAACAGCGAUGGCGACUUCCUCUCGUUGGAGAAAAUCGAAGCGGCAUACCGGAACUGCUCCAUUGUGGAUCAAAUUUGGAUCUAUUGUGUGGCUCCCAGGCAGGUGCUGGUGGCUGUGGUAGUACCCCACCCAGAAGGUAUCGAAGCCUGGGCAAAGACGGCCAAGGUU